Procambarus clarkii (red swamp crayfish) is the source of this 567-nucleotide messenger RNA. The record is from RefSeq and is a predicted model, not a curated record. Lineage: Eukaryota; Metazoa; Arthropoda; Malacostraca; Decapoda; Cambaridae.
AUGACGUGGAUGUGGCGUGCAGAGCCAGAUGUCAGAGAAGAGGUGUCAGAGAAGAGGUGUCAGAGGAGAGGCGUCAGAGGAGAGGUGUCAGAGGAGCGGUGUCAGAGGAGAGGUGUCAGAAAAGAGGUGUCAGAAGAGAGAUGUCAGAGAAGAGGUGUCAGAGGAGAGGUGUCAGAGGAGAGGUGUCAGAGAAGAGGUGUCAGAGGAGAGGUGCCAGAGGAGCGGUGUCAGAGGAGAGGUGUCAGAAAAGAGGUGUCAGAGGAGAGAUGUCAGAGAAGAGGUGUCAGAGGAGAGGUGUCAGAGAAGAGGUGUCAGAGGAGAGGUGCCAGAAAAAAGGUGCCAGAGAAAAGGUGUCAGAGGAGAGGUGUCAGAGGAGAGGUGUCAGAGGAGAGGUGUCAGAGAAGAGGUGUCAGAGGAGAGGUGCCAGAGAAAAGGUGCCAGAGAAAAGGUGUCAGAGGAGAGGUGUCAGAGGAGAGGUGUCAGAGGAGAAGUGUCAGAGGAGAGGUGCCAGAGAAAAGGUGUCAGCGGAGAGAUGUCACAGGAGAGGUGUUAGAGAAUAUAGGAUGA